GGGUUGUUGUGCUUUCCACGAGGCACGCUAGACUAGCUGCGAUUGGGCCCUACAUUAGUGGCUCUGUGCUGGAGAGAAAUCGUGGCGCUUUUAGAGGUGGAGGAAGACGAAAUCAAGUGCAGAAGCCAGCAGUCGAUUGUGGGUUGUGCUAUUUAUACUUUACACGUGACAUCGCGGUAAUCAUUCUUCUCAUGCAGAACCCACACACACACUUUCUCCUCAUAAUACCAAAACUUGCGCCUUGGCUUCAGAAAGUCGCGGUAAAUUUGGAACAGCAUUGUAUACAGGAUCACAAUCUUGCUCGCCCUGCCGGCCCUUUGUUGUUUUGUUCACCUUCUAAACAAGUACCAAACACUCAUCGGCAUCUCUCUCCUCUCAACUUCCCCUAUCCAGCCCAAGAUCAUCCCAUAGCAAAGCGCGUUGUCAAUAUUUUGUACCAACAGUUUGAAAUCGGCCUUGAUUUCGCUCUCUUUGAAGAUCUCCACCCACUAGGGCAGAAGGCGUCCCAUCUCUUCGAAGAAGAAUCUCUGCAGACACGUCUGCUCGCCAUGCCCGUCCAUGAAAAUAUUCUGCAUAUCGAGGUCGUAGUUAUAGAAAUAAUAAAGACUUCCUCAUCUGUAUCGGAAAAGACCUUCGAAAGGAGGACAAGGAGUUUCACACCCAAGCUCAUCACAGAUGCUGCGGCUACUCGAUCGUAGUCGUCUUUGGGCAGGUAGGUGUCGGUCAGUACUUUCAGCGCGUCCACGAUGUACAGUUUAAUUCAGAUGUAUCCUUCCAGCC
Dothidotthia symphoricarpi CBS 119687 is the source of this 780-nucleotide messenger RNA. RefSeq lists its product as uncharacterized. The transcript has a single exon. NCBI's taxonomy places the organism in Eukaryota, Fungi, Ascomycota, Dothideomycetes, Pleosporales, Dothidotthiaceae. Bases 192 to 698 code for a protein of 168 amino acids. The record is from RefSeq and is a predicted model, not a curated record.